UAACGAAGAUCUAUGGUUCGAUUAGUGCACACUAGACUUAAUUUAUGUCUACUUUUAUUACUUAUUGUUAGUCGUUUUGUUCUGACAUUUGACUCUAUUUGGAAGUUUGUUAAAAACAAUCAACGUAAUUUUAACAAUUAUAGUUAAUUUAAGAAUUUUCCAUUUUAAAAUAGAAAGUUUUUUUCUUUCACCAGAAAAAAUGUAUUACUUUGUCAUAUUUUUAUAUAUUAUUUUGUCUCCUUUUGCAAACUGUUUUAUGAUACUCGAAAACUUUACAAGUGAUAACGUGAAGAAAAUUUCUCAAGCACCAAAUGUCAAAGAAUUUAAUAUACCCUAUGACAACGAUGACGUUGAACAUUAUUUGCAUCCUGGUGAUGAAUUUUUAAUUGGAAGGAACGCAGAAGUUUGGACCGCAAAUCCUGAUAAUGAAUCACCUUAUGGUUUUCAAUUUCAACUUAUUCCAAAUGCAUUGGAGGAUUUAAAUAAGGAAUUUUAUCUUGAUGAGGAAAAUAAGGCAGCUGUUUAUACAACGGUAGACGACCAUGGGAAUACACUUGUGGAUGGCACAGGUGACGAUCAUAUCACAAUAUAUACAAUUCCCAAAGAAGAUUUGUCAGAAACGACAUUUCAAGAAGAAUCUAAGCCACGGAAAAAUUAUGAAAAAACAAGGCGACUUAAUAAUUUGAAAAAUAGAUGGAAAAUAGCCGACAAAGACAACCGAAGAAAAGUCGUUGUAUAUCCAAAAAAAAGAAAAUUAAUAUCAACAAAAAUUAUUUCAAAUGAUGUCGAGAGAGACGUUGCUUAUCCGGAAUUAUUAGUUUUCAUUGAUGAAGCUCUUUUUUUGAAAUUUAACAAAAGCGUUCAAGAUACAUUGAAAUACGUAACAACUUUUAUGUACGGAGUAGAUUUACGAUUCAGAGAUUUAGAGGAUCCAAAAAUUAGGUUAAGAAUUAAAGGAAUCAUUAUAAUUAAUGGUCCGAUAACAACCAUGUUGCCACGUUUUAAUGAUAAGAAUCCAACUGCAUCAAUCUAUGUAAAUGACUUUGGGCGAUAUUUAGCAAAAAUAAACAAUAAAUUUAAUUACUCACACUAUUACGAUACAGCUUUACUUAUAACUGGUUUGGACCUGAAAAUACAAAAGAAAAUAAAAGGCCAAAUAUAUAAACGAAACUCUAGUGGCAUCUCAUUUAUAGCAGGAGCGAGUAAAAAAGACAUAGACACAUUGGAUAAAGCCCCAAUGUUUAGAGGUGCUUCUAUUGCAACUGACAAUGGUGGAUAUUAUGGAAUUAAUAUAGCAGCCCAUGAAUUGGGUCACAUGUUUGGUGCAUUUGACGAAAUGGAUUCUGGAGAUGCAACAUGUCCAGGGGAUGAGAAUGCCUACAUAAUGGGUUACAACGGUAAAAAGAAAAACAGAGUAAAAUUUUCACCAUGCAGUAAAGAAAAAAUUAAGGAAUAUUUACGAUCAGGAAAAACGGAAGGUCUUUACAAUCUUCCACCUGAAGAUAAACCGGUGAAUGUGCCAUUGCCCGGCAAAGUGAUGUCAAUGGAUGAACAAUGCUUAGUAGGAACAGGAACCAAAUUUUGUCAGGCGAAAAAGGAUGAUCCAUUAGUCUGUUCAGUGCUUUUUUGUGAGCGACUGCGUGAUCAAGGUUGCUCGAAAGCUUUUGCUCCACCAGCUGAAGGAAGUCCCUGCGGUGAUAAUAAAAUUUGCAUAAAUGCGGAAUGUGUAUAUUUUGUUGAAGGAAAAAACAAUUUAAAAAUACAACAAAAAAAUAUUUGGUUACAUCCUUACUAAAAAAAAGACGCCUUUCCAAAAUUUGUGGCAAUUACCAGAAUUUCUAAACAGUGCUCUUAACUGUUAAGAAAUCUCAAAAAUGAGUUUUUGUUAUUUCAUUUUAUAUUAUUAAACUAUUUUAUUUUAUUAUGAAUUUAUAUUUUUGCACGUAUUUAUGGUUUUAUUUAUAUUUGUAAUAUUUUGUCUAAUAUUAAUAUUAAUAAUAUUUAAUAUUUUUCGUUAAA
Leptopilina boulardi is the source of this 2019-nucleotide messenger RNA. RefSeq names its product venom metalloproteinase antarease TserMP_A-like. The record is from RefSeq and is a predicted model, not a curated record. Bases 200 to 1795 code for a protein of 531 amino acids. Lineage: Eukaryota; Metazoa; Arthropoda; Insecta; Hymenoptera; Figitidae. Gene Ontology annotation, molecular function: metalloendopeptidase activity. Gene Ontology annotation, biological process: proteolysis. The transcript has 14 exons.